UAUACAUUCAAUGAGCUUACUUGUUUAACAUAACAUAAUCCUCUCUUAUCAAUAAAGUUUCUUCCUUUUUUACUGUACUUUGAUGAAGUGAGCGCUUUGCAUCAAUCUCAGUUAUCAUCACCAGCUUUGAAUUGGGUCAACCCAGGUUGAAUUUCAACAAGUUGGAGUUUUUCAAUUGAUUUCUGUUUGUUAAAUCAAUUUACAUGAAACCCUUUUGAGAUCUUCUCCAAUAAUUUUGAAGGUUAAGAAGUCACUAGUAGGUUAUUGGGUAUAGUUAUUUGAGCUAUGGAUACAGAUUGAGGAACUAUAUGUGCUGUGUGUUUGAGGAAAUAUCAUAUACCCUUUGAGCAUAUUUAUCUUAUUUUGUCUCUGCGCAAUUGGUCGAACUUCGUGAUCAAUUGUUAUGUUUCUGUGUUUAUCCUCUUAAUUUAGUAUCAGAUUUGGGUUGUGUUUUGUUUAAGGUUGUUUUGUUGGGCUUUAAUCUUUAGCUAUGUCAGAGAAGAGUAUGGUUCCCUCUAGGUUAAUGUUUUGUGUGAUGCUUAUUUCUAUGUUCCUUUUGGUUCUGUCUUCUCUUUUCCUACUUCAGUUUAGUAGUCAUUCUUUUAUACCUAGAUCAGUUUUGGAGCUUAUCAUUGUCAAUAACUCAUCGUUUUACUUUACACCCGAUUUCAAGAGGGAACAAAUCGUGCUCCCUACCGAUUCUUCUGAGGAUUUAAAAUUUCAAAAGUUGAAACCUAGAGAAUCUGAUUGGAAAGUUUCCAAUUCGAGCGAGAGAGAACAUUCUGUAGAACAAGAAAUGAAUAUGGCAUGUGACCCGAAUCGGGCUCUAUUGAAAGUAUUCAUGUAUGACUUGCCUCCGGAAUUUCACUUCGGGUUAUUGGGUUGGAAGGGAAGUGUAAAUCAAACAUGGCCUAAUGUGGAUAACCCCAGUCGUGUCCCACGUUAUCCCGGGGGACUUAAUUUGCAGCACAGUAUUGAAUAUUGGCUCACACUUGAUAUUCUAUCAUCAGAAAAUGCAAAAACUGGUCGGCCUUGUACUGCAAUUAGAGUUCGGAAUUCAACUCAAGCAGAUAUAAUCUUCGUUCCGUUUUUCUCUUCUCUGAGUUACAAUCGGCAUUCCAAGGUUCAAGGGGAGGGACAAGUUAGUGUUAACAAAAUGUUGCAAGACAGAUUGGUACGUUUCUUGAGAGGGCGCAAAGAAUGGAAACGUGCAGGUGGGAAGAAUCAUCUGAUUGUAGCUCACCAUCCUAACAGCUUGUUGGAUGCGCGAAGAAACUUGGCUUCUGCUAUGCUUGUGCUUGCAGAUUUCGGAAGGUAUCCUGCUGAGUUAGCAAACAUCAAGAAAGAUAUAGUAGCUCCCUAUAAACAUUUGGUGAGUACUAUUCCAAGAGCAGAAUCACCUUCAUAUGACGAACGAUCCACACUUGUGUAUUUCCAGGGGGCGAUAUACAGAAAAGAUGGAGGAGUAAUUCGUCAAGAACUGUAUUACCUUCUCAAAGAUGAGAAAGAUGUGCAUUUUGCAUUCGGAAGCAUAGGAGGAAACGGUGUUAAUCAGGCAAGCCAGGGCAUGUCGACGUCCAAAUUCUGCCUUAACAUAGCCGGAGAUACUCCAUCUUCCAAUCGACUCUUUGAUGCCAUAGUAAGCCAUUGUGUUCCCGUGAUCAUCAGUGAUGAAAUUGAGCUACCCUACGAAGAUGUUUUGGACUACUCUGAGUUUUCCUUGUUUGUUCGCGCCGCUGAUGCCAUAAAGAAAGGCUACCUGUUGAAAUUCCUUCAUAAAAUCAAGCGCGAGGAAUGGACCAAGAUGUGGGAAAGAUUGAAGGAGAUUACGCACCACUACGAGUAUCAAUAUCCAUCCCAGCCCGGGGAUGCAGUGAACAUGAUUUGGCAGGAAGUUGCGCGGAAGAAAUCUUCAAUUCAGUUCAAUUCACACAGAAAGAACAGAUACAAUAGAUCUCAGCUUCUUAUCAAGACUAACUGAAAUACUGAGAUUGUGUUUUGAUGGAAUCAUUUGACUCUGUUGCAUUCAACAUAUCAAUGGGAGAGAGAUAGACCUUGUUUCUGUAAUAUGCAUCUAGCAAGCUAUGUACCCCUCCCUUUUCACUCUUUUUUCCUUAUCUGUGUUUUUCAUCUUAAUAAAAAUUUAAGUAUUAUUUUCCUC
Molecule: messenger RNA, 2161 nt
Organism: Vicia villosa (hairy vetch)
Lineage: Eukaryota; Viridiplantae; Streptophyta; Magnoliopsida; Fabales; Fabaceae
Product: probable arabinosyltransferase ARAD1
Exons: 3
Coding region: 491-1981 (496 amino acids)
Molecular function (GO): glycosyltransferase activity
Source: RefSeq, a predicted model, not a curated record